AAAUAAAAAAAUAUAUAAUAAAAAAAAUGUACUAAAAUUAAUAUUAAGGACAUUAUAAUUAAAAUAUGUAAACAUUUGAUGUAGAAAAUCCUAUGGUCGAUCCAUAUUAAAAUCAAAAUAAUAAAAAAGAGAAAAAACAUAAAAAGCAUAGAAAAAGUAGCGAAAGCAGUUAAAGCAGUAACAGUAGUGACAAAGAUUUAAAUUAAAAUUUGUAUAGUUCUGAAGGAUUAAGUUCUGAUAAAUAUUUAAGGUCUGGUUUUGUAACAAAAGUAUAUUCUAUUUUAAGUGUAUAAAUGCUUUUUACUGUAAUGAUGUCUGCUUUUUCGAUGUCUAGUGAUCAUUUUAGAAUGUUAUAAUUAAAUAACUAAGGACUAAUGAUUCUUAUUAUUAUUGUUUAAAUUGUCGUUUUAUUAGUUUUGAUAUGCUCUAGAGAUAUGGCUAAAAAAGUACCAACGAAUUAUAUUUUAUUAGGAGUUUUUACUUUUUGUGAAGGUUAUAUAGUGGGCUUCAUUUGUGCUUUUACUGAUUAAAAACUUGUUUUUAUGGCCGUAUUUAUGACUAUGUCUAUAUUUUUUGCUUUAACACUUUAUGCAUGCACUACUAAAAGCGACUUUACUUUGAUGGGAGGGUUUUUAUGCGUUUUAGGCAUGGUUUUGCUAAUUUUAUGUUUGUUUAUGAUGUUUACUAAUAAUAAGAUUAUAUAAAUUAUUUAUUCUUCUAUCGCAGCUUUAAUGUUUGGACUUUAUAUUAUUUAUGAUACUUAGUUAAUUAUUGGUACUAAAAGUUAUAAAUAUGAUAUUGACGAUUAUGUUAUUGCUUCACUUGAACUUUAUAUGGAUAUUAUUGGACUAUUUUUGUAAUUGCUUGAGUUGUUAAAAGCUUUGCAAUCUAAUAAUUCAGAAUGAUUUAUAUACUAUUUUAUGUAUUUUCUUUUUGUUAUUUUUGUUAUAGAAUAAUUAUUAAUAAAUGUAUUUAAUUAUUAAAUAUUUUUUGAAUUUCUAAUAUUUUU
This is a messenger RNA of Ichthyophthirius multifiliis, 1009 nucleotides long. RefSeq names its product N-methyl-D-aspartate receptor-associated protein, putative. NCBI's taxonomy places the organism in Eukaryota, Ciliophora, Oligohymenophorea, Hymenostomatida. The record is from RefSeq and is a predicted model, not a curated record. Gene Ontology annotation, cellular component: membrane. The transcript has a single exon.